UAGAAGUCUAUCUUCAUUUGUUAGGUUGCAGUUUAAUUGAACACAAAUCCAAGCCAUAGCAUAAGCAACAUAAUUCUUAACUAAAUUUAUCUGAGGAGGACUUUUCUCCCCCACCACCCUGAAAUAUAUAUUUUAGCUUUAUCAGUUAUUUUUAAGGAACAAACCAACAAUGAAGUUGAGUGUUGGAAUAUUUUUUGGAGGCUUCUUUGGGGCUCUUGGCAUUUUGUUUUUCCUGGUUGCUUUUGGGACAGAUUAUUGGCUUCUGGCUACAGAAGUUGGGAAGUGUUCUGAAGAUGUCAAUCGCACUAGGGAAGAGACAAUUAUGUUCCAUCAUGAGGGUUUCUUCUGGAGAUGCUGGUUUGAUGGGAAGAUUGAUGAGAAUCCUAGCAGUAUGUUGAAGUUUUGGUACACGAACCAGUCACCUUCUAAAAACUGCACCCAUGCUUAUCUCUCUCCAUUUCCUUUCUUACGAGAUUCCCAUAAUUCAACCACCUAUAAUUCUGCAAUUAUUUAUCGUGGUUUUUGGUCAAUUUUCAUGCUCCUUGGAGUGGUCACUGUGGUUGUUGCUAGUUUCUUCAUCAUCUGUGCUGCACCUUUUGGUAGUCACAUCCUCUACAAAAUAGGAGGAGGUUUUUUCAUUGCUUCUGGCAUUCUAUUCUCCCUGGUGGUUGUACUGUAUGUUAUCUGGGUCCAAGCAGUGGCUGAUCUCAAAAAUUAUGAAGCUCAGAAGAAAAUUGACUGUUCAAGUUAUUCCAUCUAUGUACGUUACGGCUGGUCUUUUAUACUGGCUCCAGUUGGAAUAUUUUUUGCUAUGUUUUCUGGCAUGUUGUUCCUCCUGGUAGGACGUACGAUUUAUCUGCAUUCUGAUUAGUUGGGUAGCAGGUGCUUGAAUUAUUAGUGUGUGGUGAAGUUAUGCUAAAUAUGGUUUUUUUUAUACAUUGUUAUCACUACUGCCAUAGAAUACUCAUGGUAUCAUUGAAGAUUGACUUAAAUAAUGUAACUUCAUAUUGGCUGCUCAGUAAUACUGGAAGUGUGAUGCUUAGGUUCAGUGAAGAUUGCUUCCCAGAAAUGUGCACAAGAUUGUAGCCACUGUUUACAUGUCCUUGCCAUGAAGGACAUGAAAAUGCUUUCAGAAGUAGGAUUGUUUCAUAUUUCUUGAAAUCUUCCUACAUAUAUUAACACCCAAGGAAAUAUAUAAAAUAAUUACCAUAAGAAUUAGGUGCUGGCUGCAGGCCAAUUCAACAAUUCAUUAUUGACAUUAACUACUUAAUGAAAGAACAUUUACAAUGAAACUAGGUCUUCUUUUCUCUCCUAUCCAAAUAUUUGCUGCUGGAAGUAAGGAAAGGGUUGGGAGAUCACCCUUCUCAAUUCAUCUACAAUGGAUUUUUGUAUUCUGUUUUUGGAAAGAUUCCAAAUGUGAUGUCUUUCGAAAUAACACUUUAAUGUUAUAUAACAAUGCAAAUUUCCAGAAACAGGCCUAUUUUUUAUUUAGUAUAGAUCUAAAAUUUCCCUAUCAUCAAUAUCUUUUUUCAGUGUAAGGAUCUGUGUGCUUACGGACAGCCAAUAAAUUAAGGUCUAAUCAUUAAAUUGCCUUGUAGUCAAAUUGUAUCCUUUUCCUAGGCAACACAAAUGCAAAAUUAUAUGAGGAAGUCUAGAUGCAAAUACUCAUAUUGCUCCUGAAAGAAGGGCCAGCUUUGGUCUCCUUAAAA
Molecule: messenger RNA, 1709 nt
Organism: Notechis scutatus (mainland tiger snake)
Lineage: Eukaryota; Metazoa; Chordata; Lepidosauria; Squamata; Elapidae
Gene: TMEM182
Product: transmembrane protein 182
Cellular component (GO): membrane
Source: RefSeq, a predicted model, not a curated record